Cricetulus griseus (Chinese hamster) is the source of this 1110-nucleotide messenger RNA. NCBI's taxonomy places the organism in Eukaryota, Metazoa, Chordata, Mammalia, Rodentia, Cricetidae. The record is from RefSeq and is a predicted model, not a curated record.
CCAGACCAAAGGACCACCCUCCUGGCUUCAAACCCGCCCCACUUUGAUCAUCCAGUUUCUGCACCACGGACACAGGGGCCUUCCAUUGGGCAGAGCACAACCCCAUCUGCUCAGUCUGGAGGAGGCCAACAAAAUAUCACCAGGGUCCCCUCCCACACCACGGCUUCUCUGACACAUGGGUCAUGGAUGCAUAGCGGUACUUCAGAGGAAACUGCUCGGUCCACUUCUGACUCAGUGACAAUUUACCAUCCCUCCAAGACUCUGCCUGGUGCUGCCAGCACAGGGGCAGAGCAGAUGGUCACACAUAUCCUCGAGCCCAGUAUCUCCCCUGCCCCCACCACACUGCUUGGCAAACACCUCAGACCCUUGCCUACUUCACCAGACCCCAGAAGCAUGUAAACCAACCGGAGGACACAAGCCACCACCAAAGCUCUCCUCGUACAGCCUCCACAGGAUGAGAUUCCGGUCAUGCUGUUAGAUGAUGAGAGCGAGGAGGAUGAGACUCACGGUCAGGUGGUAGCACCUCACCAGGAUGUCUCUUGCGAUUACCACCCCUGCAAGCGUCUGCAGACCCCACGUGCAGAGUUACAGAGACACUUCAGAUGCCACCGCCCUGGUCUCAGUGGGGAAGAUACCAUCCCAGAGCCUCCCAAGCUGCAGGGGGUUUCAGAAAUGACAGACACAUCAAUGCUCAUCCAUUGGUGUGCCCCCAACUCAGUGGUGCACUCAUACCAGAUCAACUACCUGACAGCAGGAAAAUCUGGGAACCAGUCAGUAGUGGACAUCUAUGCUACAGCCCGACAGCACCCCCUGUACAAGCUGUCACCAAGUACCACCUACCAUGUGUGCAUACAGGCAGCCAACAGGACUGGUCUGAGCCAGCAGCGGACCUCAGGCUGGAAGAGGUCAUGUGCCACCUUCACAACCAAGCCCAGCUCUGUGGUCAUCUUCUGGGGACUGUGUGCCUCGAGUGGACUGUUACUAGUUUGCACCCUGGUGCUGUCUGUGUGUCUCUGGAGGCAUUGCUGGAAGUCACACAGGCAGUACUAUGAUACAGACCUGGUGGCCUUCAAAACCCCAGCUGGGGCUGAGGAAGUAGCUCAGUGGUAG